GUCCGUGCAAACUCAUUGCAUUGAAUAUAUAAGAGCCAUUUUCUACAUACUAGAAUGCCCGGUCAUUCUAUUUUUAAAUCACCUUCCAAAGGGGCAUUCUAUUAGGGGGUAUUCUAAUGGAGGAGGGCAUUCUAUUGGAGAAGGGCAUUCUAUUUUUCAAUGAUCCUCCAGAGAGGCAUUCUAUUGGGGGGGGGGCAUUGCAUUAGAGGAAAUACUGUAUUAAUUCAUAAAUAUUUUUUAGUUGGCGAAACCUGCCGAAAUAUAAUUUGGAAUUGUCUUGUUGAAGAUACUGCUUUAUUUCUUCGCCACUUUUUUGAAAAAUUUACAAAUCGAGACAAACAAAAACAAAUGCUUGCCCUUCUUCGCCGGCUCGUUCUUCGUUUUCGCCCUUUACCCCCACAAACUGCACAUACAAUUUUAAAUGCUUUAUUGGGACUUGUAAUGUUUUAUGUAAGAACGCCGGGAGGAGGUAGUGGAGGAAAUGAAGGAGGGGAAAUUGGAGGAAGUGAUCGUUCUUUGGCUUUAGCUUUGUCUGUUUGUUGGUUAAUUGUUCCUUAUGUUCAUGGUCUUUAUUUCAAAGACUUGAAACAAACCUUAAAAAAAGAACAAUGUGAUCAGGCUAUUAUGAUUACUGCUAAUUUACCUAGCGCUAAAAAGGUGUUAGUUCAUGGCCUUCCUUCGGACCAAUUACAAAGUGCCGGUUAUAGUGGAAUUCCAGCACAAUUUCCAGUACUCGAAGAAACACAAUUUCAGCAUUUAAUUAACGAAUCUCUCAACUUUUUUGGUAUUGAAGAAAAUGUUUUAAACAAACAACAGCAAUAUUAUCUUUACGAUCCAAAAACUUUUAUUUUACAUAAUCCAAAUUCUUAUGUUCGAGAUUUUUAUUUCUUUCAUCGUUCAUUUUAUCCUCAAUUACAACUUUUACGUCUUGAUGCAGAAACAGCAGAACAAAGAAUUCGAGAACAUUCAUUUCAUCAAAAACUUAUUGAAACUGGAAAAGUACUUCUUACGCAUAAUGCUCUCCGUCAUUCACCCGAAUCAGUUGUUCCCCAAAGAAUAUUCUUUCUUCAUGACGAAUUUACUCAUUUACCAUCAUUCCCUCGCAAAGCUGUAGAAUCGUGCUUUGGAAUGUAUCAAGGUCUUUGGGGUGAUGAAUUACAAACAAUGGAUGCUUUACAUAAAUUCUCUUGGGCAAAUUUAAUGUCAAAUAUGUUUGAAAAAAUGGAGAAUGUUUUUAUGUUUGGUGAUUUACAUUUAUUUAUAAAUAUAAUUCAUUGUGAAGACGUUUUAAUUCUUCGUCGUUGUAUGACAGCUUAUUUAACAAUGAGUAUUCACUUUCAAUCUCUUUUUGCUAUUCAAGGAUUUUUCUUAAUUAUGCCUACAAUACUACGUUGUUAUUGGUGGGUAUUUUAA
Messenger RNA from Meloidogyne enterolobii, 1413 nucleotides. NCBI's taxonomy places the organism in Eukaryota, Metazoa, Nematoda, Chromadorea, Rhabditida, Meloidogynidae. The record is from the annotation of a GenBank genome assembly.